UCAGAGCAGGUUUUUACGUUGAAAGUCAAGACCAGAAGUUAUAAGUCCAACUCGUGCUAGCUUAACUGUUUGUCCGACUUUACACGUUUCAAGCGGAGUUCAGGUCUUAAACAUUUGGCCAACUUCUUUACCUCUCCACUUCUUCGUUCACAUAUUUGAACUGAGAUACAUUUUCCCCGGUCUGCCUUGGAGAAGUAACAACUCAUGGAAUAUCUAAACGUUGUGGCACGUUUACAUUUUUGACACUUUCUGGGCUUAUUCCUUUCACCCCCCUCAGUUGACGCGCUCCCAGGACAGGAGAGUUUUCUGGUUUGUAACUUUAUUUUUUUUUGUGUUCCUCGUCGGAUUUUUGGAGGGCACAUGCGAUGUCACGGACUAUUAAAAGAAGAAAGAAAUGUUUGUGUUUAGUUUUGUGUUUUCCGUAAUAAGGUGUUUGAUGAGUUUAUUUGUUUAAACCAGUUGAGCAACUGGCGACAGGACUCUAUAAUCAAUGUGGUGUCAGCUGGAAGGACGCGGGGUCCGGAUCUCACCUAAACGCUGAUACGUCUUGGGAGUGAUGCACUGGCUUCCCCUGGUUGCCAUGGUGAUUGCCUCGGCCCUGCCCUUCCCUCACAACCCCGUGUCCAGGAUUGCUGCCGCGACGACAGAGCCGGGCUUUGAAGACCGCAGAGAGCACCCGGCCGCUCGCCUCGCAGCGCCCCCUGUGGACUACAACUUCCACGGAAAUGCCUCACAAACGGACUACAACAUGGCUACUGCUCUUAGCCAACACAGCAACCGACAACCCCUCCAGUUCCGUAAGGAUUAUGUGAAAUCCUCCGCAGAUGAAGAGACUUCCACGUUCAAAGUGGAGAAUCAAGGAACCUACCAAUCAAAUAGCAACUCAGGCAGCGAUGACAAAAUCAGUGUGGAUGCUCCCACGGAAGGAGGAACGCUCAGGACCGAGGAUAUUCCCCAGGAUAAUUCUCUACCAAAGGACUACAAAGCUGACCGCAGCAGCAGGCGAGAUUACUCCAGUUUUGUGGACUUUUCCAAGGACAAUAUUCAGGACUCCACAGAAAGACUGUUGCGGGUUUCUACAGCGGAAACCCUUAUUGCCGUCAGUCCUGCUGCUGAUCUAAGGGAUCACAGAGGACCAGAACCAACUGUUCCCUCGGAGAAGCUGAGAGAUGCGCCUACAGUCGGGACAGGGAGCACGUGGACGCCGGGGGCUGCGAGAGGUCUAGCUCAGGAGAGCUUGGACCUGGAGGCAGGGCUGGGUCUGGAGACCGGGCUGGACACUAUCUUAGAAGGAGACGAGAUGUUUCUGGACGCACAUCCGCGAGUCCUGUUCUCUCCCUCGCCGUCGCCUCCAGAGCACCCGCCUCUCCUGCUCAUGUUGGAGAGCGGCCUGCUGGAGGAGGACAGGGACCGGGAGGAUCAGGACGACGUGGACGGACACAUCGAGGGUCACGGGGACCGGGCCAUCGACAGGAGCACCACUCUGAGCUGGGCUGAGGUCGCCCGUCCUGUUAAAAGGGAUAAACGCUCGCACUUGAUCGACCGAAGGAGAGGGGAGAAGUCGGUGUGCGAGGCGGAAAGUGUUUGGGUUACCGACAAGAAGACCGCCAUCGACUCCCACGGUCAGAAGGUCACCAUCUUGCAGGAGAUCCAGACCCAGACGGGACCGCUCAAACAGUACUUCUAUGAGACUCGCUGUCGCGAGGCCGAGCAGCUCAGCAACACCGGCAGGCCGAGGGCCGGCGCGCCUCCGAAAUCUGUCGGGACAGGCGUAGCCGGGGCCGGCUGCUUUGGCGUGGAUACAAAACAGUGGUUGAGCGAGUGCAAAGCCAAGCAGUCGUACGUCCGAGCGCUCACCAAAGACGUUAACAACAGAACCGGAUGGAGGUGGAUCCGCAUCGACUCGUCCUGCGUGUGCGUGCUGCUGUCCAGAGUCAACCAGGCGCUGGGGAGGGAGGUCUUGACGAGGAAGGGGAGAGGCUGAGAGAGAGAGUGAGAGAGAAGAGAGAUGGCAAGAAGUAGAAAGUGACACAGAGCAGAGCAGCUGUGACAUCCUUCUGUGUGCACUUCCUUAAACAUGAUGGAUUUGGUUAUUUCUCUCUCUU
Perca flavescens (yellow perch) is the source of this 2105-nucleotide messenger RNA. It is a transcript of the gene ntf4, whose product is annotated as neurotrophin 4. Gene Ontology annotation, cellular component: synaptic vesicle; axon; dendrite. Gene Ontology annotation, molecular function: nerve growth factor receptor binding; growth factor activity. Gene Ontology annotation, biological process: cell surface receptor protein tyrosine kinase signaling pathway; positive regulation of peptidyl-serine phosphorylation; nerve development. The coding region runs from base 557 to 1984 and encodes 475 amino acids. NCBI's taxonomy places the organism in Eukaryota, Metazoa, Chordata, Actinopteri, Perciformes, Percidae. The transcript has 2 exons. The record is from RefSeq and is a predicted model, not a curated record.